Miniopterus natalensis is the source of this 2797-nucleotide messenger RNA. Lineage: Eukaryota; Metazoa; Chordata; Mammalia; Chiroptera; Miniopteridae. The record is from RefSeq and is a predicted model, not a curated record.
AUAUGUUGAUUGUUUAUGUUUUAUUCUCAGGUUGUUGCAAGACAUGAAGAUUUACUGGCACAAGCAACUGGAAUUGAAUCUUUGGAAGGUGUUCUUCAGAUGAUGCAGACAAGAAUUGGGGCAUUACAGGGAGCUGUUGAUAGGAUGAAAGCAAAAAUUUUUGAGCCAUAUAAUAAAAUAGUAGCCCGUACUGCACAACUAGCAAGACUUCAGGUUGCCUGUGAUUUGCUUCGGAGAAUAAUUCGCAUCUUGCAUCUCAGUAAGAGACUCCAAGGACAACUGCAGGGGGGAAGUAGAGAGAUAACAAAAGCUGCCCAGAGUCUCAAUGAACUUGAUUAUCUUUCUCAAGGAAUAGAUCUUUCUGGAAUUGAAGUAAUAGAAAAUGAUCUACUUUUUAUUGCAAGAGCUCGACUUGAAGUGGAAAAUCAAGCUAAGCGCCUACUGGAGCAGGGUGUGGAGACUCAGAAUCCAACCCAAGUUGGAACAGCUCUUCAGGUUUUCCAUAAUCUUGGAACUUUGAAGAAUACUAUUACCAGUGUUGUGGAUGGAUAUUGUGCUGCUUUAGAAGAAAGUAUCAGCAGUGCGUUAGAUAUCAAAGUUUUGACUCAGCCUUCCCAGUCAGCUGUGAGAGGAGGACCUGGACGAUCUACCAUGCCAACCCCAGGAAAUACUGCAGCUUUUCGUGCUUCCCUCUGGACCAAUAUGGAAAAACUUGUGGAUCAUAUUUGUACUGUUUGUGGACAGGUACAACAUCUACAAAAAAUAUUAGCCAAGAAGAGAGAUCCUGUUUCUCACAUUUGUUUUAUUGAAGAAAUAGUUAAGGAUGGACAGUCUGACAUUUUAUACACAUUUUGGAAUUCCGUUACUCAAGCACUUUAUUCUCGAUUUCAAGUGGCAACAAAUUCUUCUAUGUUUUUGAAACAGGCAUUUGAAGGAGAAUACCCUAAACUAUUGCGUCUUUAUAAUGACUUAUGGAAGCGCCUUCAGCAGUACAGCCAAAAUAUUCAAGGAAAGUUUAAUGCAAGUGGAACCACAGACCUCUAUGUUGACCUACAACACAUGGAAGAUGAUACACAAGACAUAUUUAUACCAAAAAAGCCAGAUUAUGACCCAGAAAAGGCUUUAAAAGACUCACUACAGCCCUAUGAGGUUGCUUAUCUAUCAAAAUCCGUAUCUCGGCUCUUAGAUCCUGUCAACUUGGUUUUCCCCCCUGGCGGUCGUAAUCCUCCAUCUUCAGAUGAACUGGAAGGUAUUAUUAAAACUAUAGCAGGCGAACUAAAUGUAGCUGCUGUUGAUGCAAACCUCACAUUAGCUGUGUCAAAAAAUGUGGCAAACACCAUCCAGUUAUACGGUGUAAAAUCGGAACAGCUUCUCUCCACACAAGGAGAUGCAAGUCAGGUGAUUGGACCUCUUACUGAAGGGCAGAGAAGAAAUGUGGCAGUAGUGAAUUCAUUGUUUAAGUUGCAUCAAUCAGUAACAAAGGUGGUUUCCAGUCAGAGCUCAUUCCCACCAGCAGCUGAACAAACUAUAAUUUCAGCCCUAAAGACAAUCUAUGUUCUUAUGGGAAAUGCUGUGCAACCCUUACUGACUUCAGUGGGAGAUGCUAUAGAGGCCAUAAUCAUCACCAUGCAUCAAGAAGAUUUUUCUGGGUCAUUACCCAGCUCAGGAAAGCCUGAUGUUCCUUGUUCUUUGUAUAUGAAGGAGCUUCAAGGUUUUAUUGCCAGAGUUAUGAGUGACUACUUUAAACACUUUGAAUGCUUGGAUUUUGUCUUUGACAACACUGAAGCUAUUGCCCAAAGAGCAAUUGAACUUUUUAUCCGCAACGCCAGUCUCAUAAGACCUCUUGGUGAAGGUGGGAAAAUGCGACUUGCUGCUGAUUUUGCACAGAUGGAGUUGGCUGUGGGUCCAUUCUGCAGAAGAGUCUCUGAUUUAGGAAAGUCCUAUCGAAUGCUGAGGUCAUUCAGACCACUGCUGUUCCAGACAAGUGAACAUGUGGCCAGUAGUCCUGCACUGGGGGACAUUAUUCCAUUCAGCAUCAUUAUUCAGUUUUUGUUCACAAGAGCACCUGCUGAGCUGAAAUCCCCCUUCCAGAGGGCAGAAUGGUCCCAUGCACGCUUCUCCCAGUGGCUGGAUGACCACCCAUCUGAAAAAGACAGGCUUCUUCUCAUCAGGGGAGCCCUGGAAGCUUAUGUUCAAUCAGUAAGAAGUAGAGAAGGCAAAGAAUUUGCACCAGUUUACCCCAUAAUGGUUCAACUGCUUCAAAAAGCUAUGUCUACUCUUCAGUAAUAAUGUGAAGUAUUUCUUAAUCUCCAUUUUGUGCUAACCCAAAGACAGCUACUAUUCACUAUUUUUAAAAUGUAAUCAACUUUUCUGUAUUUCCUAUUGCUUUUUCUCUCUUUAGCCCUUCUAAUUAAGUAGCAUAAAAUGUCAAAAAUCACCACCAUGUUCUAACUCCAGGAACCUGAUUUUUCAGAAAGACAUCCAACUCUUUCUCCUUUCAGGCUUUUCUACAAGGCUAAAGUUUCUUUCCCAUCACUGAGUCCCCCCUGUAGGUACCCACACAUACUAAGUCCUCACUGCUUUUUAAGGUUUAUGAUCAAGUAACCCUGCUUCCCCCAACCAACUUUGUUCCUCACUAGAUAUGAAGGCCAGUGGUUUCCACAUGUGGCUGCACAUUAUAAUCAGUUGUGGAAGCUUGAAAAUCCUGAUAUUAAUUUGUACCCCAUAUUAACACAUUUGGGGUGGGUAGGAGCCAGGCUUUUUUUUUUUUUAAUGUUUUUAUUGAUUUCAGAGAGGG